AUGUCGCUACCUGAGGAGUUUCUAGUGGAGUGUUUCCUUUUGGGCCUACGACCCGAUAUCCUUGCAUCUUUUAAGGCCCAUAAACUUACUCAAUUGGAUCAGGUAAUUGAUUUGGCCCAUAUCCAUGAGCAACGCUUAAUUGCUAAGAAAGUGCCUGCUCGACCCGCUUUUUCAAGGACCCAACCUCGAUUACCCAUGCCUGGCCUCACUUCUUCUUCUCUGCCUGUUCAACCUCUACAGACCACUUUUUCCAGUACCGCCCGCUUACCGAUUAAACGCCUCACACUGACAGAAAUGUAUCACCAUCGAGAAUUGGGCUUGUUCUUUAACUAUGACGAAAAAUACUCAGUUACCCACCGUUGUAAGGCGGGGCUCCACCUACUGCUACUUGUUGAGGAAACUGACAAUGUUGUGGUAUUACCGGAACCAUUUGUUUCCGAUAAUGUCCUAGUUGAGGAACUCCAAUGCUUGGAGGUUCAAGAACAUUCCGCAAUUUCUUACCAUGCCUUGGCUGGCAGAACCUCACCUAAUUCGAUGUGCUUCGUGGGUCAUGUGAAUGGCUCUCCCGUUCAAGUGCUACUUGACGGCGGCAACACACAUAACUUCAUCCAGACUCGAGUCACUCAAUUCUUUCAGCUUCAAGUUGAGUCGACACCCUAUUUUUCUGUGGUGGUCGGUAGUGGUCAAUGUUUGCCUUAUGAGGGCGUUUGUAGACAGGUAUCCCUUACCAUUCAGGGCAGUACUCUCGCCUUGGACUUUCAUGUUUUGCCUCUACAUGGUUCAGAUUUAGUUUUGGGUGUAUCGUGGCUGGACACAUUAGGACCUGUGAUUACUAAUUAUAGGGCUCGUCUAUUUGAGUUCAACUAUAAAGGUCAACGCUACAGUUGGCGUGGCGAUCCUCCUAUAGAGCUCCAACCUGUUCAAUUGCAUAGUCUUUGCCGCAUGGCUGCCACGCACGCUAUUUCCUCUUUUUAUCGAUUGGAAUUGGUGACUGAUGCUCCCCUAGUUUCAGAUGCCCCACCACCGGAGAUAGCGGAAUUGUUGGACUCAUUUUCCCAGGUAUUUCAGAAACCGCACGGGUUACCACCUACUCGGCCGCUUGAUCAUGCAAUUCACUUAUUACCAGGGUCCAAACCGGUAAAUGUUAAACCGUAUCGCUACCCUUAUUUUCAAAAGAAUAUUAUGGAACAACUGGUGGGUGACAUUCUAAAAGAGGGAAUCAUUCGUCCGAGUACCAGUCCAUUUUUAUCCCCGGUUCUAUUAGUGCAAAAAAAGAAUGGGACAUGGAAUUUUUAUGUGGAUUAUCGUGCUUUGAAUGCAGUAACGGUUCAUGACAGAUUUCUUAUUCUGACCAGUGAUGAAUUAUUUGACGAAUUGCAUGGUGCCCAAUUUUUCUCCAAAUUAGACUUGCUUUCCGGCUACCACCAAAUCAGGGUCCGGCUUGAGGAUGUUGGGAAGACGGCAUUCCGUACUCAUGAGGGACAUUUCGAUUUCUAG
Messenger RNA from Nicotiana tabacum (common tobacco), 1497 nucleotides. RefSeq lists its product as uncharacterized. Lineage: Eukaryota; Viridiplantae; Streptophyta; Magnoliopsida; Solanales; Solanaceae. The record is from RefSeq and is a predicted model, not a curated record.